Messenger RNA from Solanum dulcamara, 1935 nucleotides. RefSeq names its product CBL-interacting serine/threonine-protein kinase 8. Gene Ontology annotation, biological process: protein phosphorylation; signal transduction. The coding region runs from base 283 to 1083 and encodes 266 amino acids. NCBI's taxonomy places the organism in Eukaryota, Viridiplantae, Streptophyta, Magnoliopsida, Solanales, Solanaceae. The record is from RefSeq and is a predicted model, not a curated record. The transcript has 9 exons. Gene Ontology annotation, molecular function: ATP binding; protein kinase activity.
AAAUCACUUUUUCCCCGUUCUUAUUAUAGCUUCCUUUUUCAUUUUCAACUCUCUCACAGUACCUAUUCCUUUUUCCCUCAACAAUUCCCAUCCCUUUGCUUUAUUAGUUAAAAAUAGUAAUAGAAGCCAUACAGAUUGGGAAAUAGCCAAAAUCUUGUUCGUCAAGCCCUAUAUGCUUUCUUGAAAGAGAAAAAAAAUGGGUUGAGGUAAGAGGAACAAGAAGAAGAAGAAAAAGGGGUGUUGAUUCUUGUUGUUGUUGUUGAAGAAGAAGAAGAAGAAGAAAUGGUGAUAAGGAAAGUUGGGAAGUAUGAAGUUGGAAGGACAAUUGGAGAAGGAACAUUUGCUAAGGUUAAAUUUGCUCAAAAUACUGAGACAGGUGAAAGUGUCGCCAUGAAAGUACUCGAUCGAAGCACUAUCAUCAAGCACAAGAUGGUUGACCAGAUUAAGCAGGAGAUAUCCAUAAUGAAGCUUGUUAGACAUCCAUAUGUAGUUCGAUUGCAUGAGGUUAUAGCAACUCGCACGAAGAUCUAUAUUAUCUUGGAAUUUAUCACAGGCGGUGAACUGUUUGAUAAGAUAGUCCACCAUGGACGAUUAAGUGAGGCCGAGUCUCGUAGAUACUUUCAGCAAUUGAUUGAUGGAGUUGAUUAUUGUCACAUCAAGGGAGUUUAUCAUAGAGACCUAAAGCCUGAAAAUCUUCUGCUAGAUUCCCAAGGAAAUCUGAAAAUAUCAGAUUUUGGACUUAGCGCAUCACCUGGCGAAGGAGUCAACAUUCUUAAGACUACAUGUGGAACUCCCAACUAUGUUGCACCAGAGGUUCUUAGUCACAAAGGUUAUGAUGGUGCUGUGGCUGAUAUCUGGUCCUGUGGUGUCAUCCUUUAUGUUCUGAUGGCAGGUUAUCUCCCCUUUGAUGAGGUUGAUCUCACUACACUGUAUGCAAAGAUUGACAAAGCAGAGUUCUCCUGCCCGUCUUGGUUUCCUGUUGGAGCAAAAUCUCUGAUACAUCGAAUUUUAGACCCAAAUCCUCAAACCGUGCUUCUAUCUACUGUUUUGCUUCUUUCCAAUGAGAAAGAACAGGGAAAAUGAAUGGAAGGAAUCUAGCAAAAGGAUAGAAGAAAAAUAAAAGAACAAAUAUGCAGGUUCUACAUUGGAAAGUGGAAAGAACAAUAAAAGAAAAGAGAGCAAAGAAAGAAACUUGUUGCUAUUUGUGCUGCUUUGCUUCUCUACAUUUUUGUUACGUUUCUUGUAUUCCCGUGCUCAAAUUUCAGUUUUUCGUGAUGAUCUCCAUUGUCAUGGACUGAAGCAGAAAUCCAGCAACUUCUUCCUUUUGGGUUUCCCCUUCCAUUUUUCUUCUUUGUAUGGUCGUUAUUGCUGACAGUAUCCAAUUGUUGGAACUAUUCUUUUGUGCAUUAGACCUUUUUCCGCACUUUUUUUGUUUCUUUGUCUAAUUUUUCUAUUUUGACCUUAAAUUUCCUUGCCAUCUUAGUACUAAAUUAUCAAUAGACAUAGAACAACUGAGGAAGACAAGAGGGGAAAGAGCAGAAGGAGGAGAACUGUUAAGAUAGCAUCUGGGGAUUGCAUAAUGGAUGGUGGUCGUUUCAAGGAAAGGAAAAAAUUUAAAAGGAAAAAGGAUCUCUCUAAGUCUUUAUUUCACUGUUAUAUAUACCUGGCGUAUUUUUCAAAAUAACCUAAUUGCUAAGUUGCAGCUUUUAGAAAGUUCUGUGGUGAGAUGCUAAUUUUUUUCUUGCUUCUUGAGCUAUUUACUCUCUAAAGUAGGUUAUACUUUCUAUUACAUGAAUUAAUUCUACCUUAGAAUUGCUUUUGGAGUGUAGUAGCCGCGUUGAGGUUAAAGCGAUGUACAAUAAUGUUGACCAUGAAGAUAAAUUUAGUCUUUUACAAAAGCUAACAUAUUCUUACAGUGUUUUAUUACUUAGUAUU